GAUCGAGUCCCGGUCCGGACUUGAACCUGAACCUGAUUCAGUAUGAAAACUGCUUGUGAAUGGACGAUACUCACGACAGAAAAAUCUGCUUGGUGGAGUAUUCGACUCCUACAAGGCGAACUGCCUCUGUAAGAUUGACAGUAAUACAUGGUGAAAUUUGCUGCCGCCGCCUCUGUGACAGAAAUGUUAAUUACUCUACUUUUUUAUUUCUUAUUUUUAUCAUUUACGGUAUUUCUUUAAAUCUAGUGGUCAUAUAAUACGUCGUUAUAUAGUUACAAGAGUUAGAGUAGACGGGUCGCAAAAAGACCCCCACCUCCGGUCCAGGGAUGACAAAAAGAGCCCGGUCUCUUGUUCACUUGGCUGAAAAACUUAUUAUUUUUCCUUUCAUGGACUGCGGAUAAUUCUGCACUUGGCCUUGAUGAUUUAGCACCUGACCCAUCACGAUUCGGCACAAUAGUUAUUUUUCACAUUAUGUGUAUGCAUGCUGUACAACUUGAUUUGUAAAAAAAAAUCUAUGCAAAUACACAAAUGAUAAACUUCGUUUAGUCGGUUAGAUUUAGGUGAGUAUUUUUCAUUCAAUUAUGCCUAAUGACCAAGUGUGCUUACAAAGAAAAGCAAACAUCUAGAUGCAUACCGUUUGCUCAUUGAAUUGGCGGGCAUAAAAGGUGCCCAUUUUUAAAGAUCGAAUCCAAUGGUCAUGAGACCGAAGCCGAAAUGCCACGUUGCACCGCCAUCUUGAUAACCUUUAAACCCGGAACCCUUCAUUGUUGAACUCGUACUUGACUUGUCCUGAUCAGAGAGUUUUCCUUUUGCUAUUCCCAUCGCUUGUUCGCUCCGCCCGAGACCAAAAGAUGGGUUCACGAUGUGCCCUGCUGUCGGUGCUAUUUCUCGGUGUCAUGACGACACAUUUUUCAGCCGGACUGAUCAAAUACAAGGAUGUCAUCAGCGGCGACGAAAUGUUCAGCGACAUGUACAAGAUCGAAGUUAAAAAAUUCUACGACUACGAUCUUUUCUACGAAGUUGAAGGCAGGAUGGUGACGCCUGAGUUCGACAACCCGGAGUACGACAUGAGCUUGCCCGGUGAAGACCCCGUUUAUCGGGUGGUUUAUCGUGCCGUUGACAUCGUUCUUGAUCACCAUCUCCAACAAACCAACUUCACCAAGGACCAGUACUUUACAUACAUCAAAGAAUACGGCAGCAAAAUCGCGAUGCGUCUACACACUGACAGGGUUAGGAUUAAAUUCCGCGGUGCGCUUGAGCACGGAAUGAAAACGCUUAUUCUGGGGCACUUCAAAGACUGGGAGUUCUUCACAGGAGAAUCGAAGAACAGCGAAGGCAUGGUGGCUCUGUUGAACUACAGGAGCGAUGAUGUCACUCCCUACAUGCUCUUCAUCAAAGACGGCUUGGAGGAGGAGAAGGCUUAAUCAUGUAAAAAUGGACAUCUAGCUCGCAGCUUACCUCAAACUCUCUGCCUUACUCUCCAAGCAGAGGUUCGGCGGGCAGUGAUAAAGAAAACGGUACAAAAAGGAAAGUUCGACAAAAACGCCUAAACACGUCAAAAACGUAACAGCCGUAGCCGAGCCUGAGUAUCCACGCCUGGACACUCCUCGGAAUGGCUGGAUAUUUGUCUCAAACUAUGUCACGGUUUAGCUUGGCUCUCCAGGCCAUUUCUACGUAUCGACCGACAUGCUAGUGCCACCCGUUUGCCGCGCCGUACCCACCUCUAUUCUCUCGACAAAUAUGCCGCCCGACAAGCCCACUACUAUCCACGCCGUCGUCCAGUGCUGCAACCACCUGUAGCCUUCCUUGGCCAUGUCACCCUGCCUGCGGCCGUCCUGCCACGCUGAAGCCGUGCCGACCUGCUCCAGACCUCGCGAACCCAGUCAGCCCUCGUGUCGUCGACCACCGACCGACCCCAGCCUAAGCUCUACACUUCUCUUCUUGCCGAUGAACUGUCACGACCGUAGCCCUCGUAGCUGCUUCACACUGGACCUGUCGUAGGAACUAGACUUCUGACGUGACAUGUGUGACCUUUCCUACGAACUCUAACUUGCUUCAGGAAUAACUCUGAACAUUUUAGUUCCCAACAAGGUACUGUUGAACAAAUUGCAUGUUACUGUAUGUUUCCUUUUAUCGUACCCUUACGGGUAACGACUACUAAAAUAAUGUGAUAAAUAGGCCGUAUAGU
Branchiostoma floridae (Florida lancelet) is the source of this 2188-nucleotide messenger RNA. Its product is annotated as translationally-controlled tumor protein homolog. The record is from RefSeq and is a predicted model, not a curated record. Gene Ontology annotation, molecular function: calcium ion binding. Bases 852 to 1424 code for a protein of 190 amino acids. The transcript has a single exon. NCBI's taxonomy places the organism in Eukaryota, Metazoa, Chordata, Leptocardii, Amphioxiformes, Branchiostomatidae. Gene Ontology annotation, cellular component: cytoplasm.